UCUGUCUCCCUGACUCUGCCAGUCCACCAGAAACGGUCCUCCUCCUCUCCUAUCACACACACUCAGUCACUCAGUCACACACACACUCACACAGUUCAAACCCCCUGAAAAGCCCUGCUGAAUCCUCACACCGUCUAUCAGCAUGGGGAGCGCUUGUUUUUCCCGGGACCUUUGUUUGUUUAUCCUCCUCAUAAAUACUUUCAGGGUGAUGGGGAAUGUCGGACUUGCAGAUGCAGAUGAGUGUGCCGAAGGUUCUGAUGACUGCCACAUUGAUGCCCUCUGCCAGAACACGGCCAAGUCCUACAACUGUAUCUGCAAACCUGGGUAUAAGGGAGACGGAAAGCAAUGCGAAGACAUGGACGAGUGUGAGAACGACUACAACGGCGGCUGUGUCCAUGAAUGCAUCAACAUACCAGGAAACUACAGAUGCACCUGCUAUGAUGGCUUCAUGCUUGCACACGAUGGACACAACUGCUUAGAUGUGGACGAGUGUGUGGAUAACAAUGGUGGAUGUCAACAGGUGUGUGUCAACACAAUGGGGAGCUACGAGUGUCAGUGCACAGAUGGAUUCUUCCUCAGUGACAAUCAGCAUACCUGCAUCCACCGCUCGGAUGAUGGCAUGAACUGCAUGAACAAGGACCACGGCUGUGCCCACAUCUGCAGAGAAGCGCCAGGCAAGGGUGGUGUGUCAUGCGAGUGUCGCCCUGGCUUUGAGUUGGCAAAGAACCAAAAAGAUUGCAUGUUGACGUGUAACUAUGGAAAUGGUGGCUGCCAGCACACAUGCGACGACACAGACACAGGACCGGUGUGUGGCUGCCACCAGAAAUAUGCCCUUCAUUCAGACAGCAAGACCUGCAUCGAGAAAGAUGAGGCUGCAAUUGAGAGCUCUGAGUUCAAUGCCACGUCAGUAGCUGAUGUGGACAAGCGGGUGAAACGGCGGCUACUUAUGGAAACCUGUGCGGUGAACAAUGGUGGCUGUGACCGGACAUGCAAGGACACUGCCACAGGGGUGCGCUGCAGCUGCCCUGUCGGUUUCACACUACAACCGGAUGGAAAAACUUGCAAAGACAUCGAUGAGUGCCAGGAGAACAACGGUGGCUGCGAUCAUUUCUGCCGGAACACUGUGGGCUCCUUUGAAUGCAGCUGUCAGAAGGGACAUAAACUUCUCACUGAUGAACGAACAUGUCAAGACAUUGACGAGUGCUCCUUUGAGCGGACAUGUGACCACACAUGCAUCAACUACCCCGGUAGCUUUGAGUGUCUCUGCCGCAAAGGUUACAUCCUGUAUGGACUCACUCACUGUGGAGACAUCGACGAGUGCAGCAUCAACAAUGGAAGCUGUGAGCACGGCUGCAUCAACACGCAAGGAGGCUACGAGUGCGUUUGCCCGCCGGGUCAGAAGCUACACUGGAACAAGAAAGACUGCAUCGAGGUGGUGAAGUGCCUGCCUAAUGGGAAGCCUGCACCCCGAGCCCAGCUGACUUGCACCAAGAACGGAGGGGCGGAAGUCUGCUCGCUGUCAUGUCCCUCUAACGCCCUGUUCCUGGCAGAUUCGGAGAACAGUUACACCUUGAGCUGUGGCGUUCCUGUGCAGCCAGAUCCUCUGGCUCCACCCAUCAAGCAGAAGGCCAGGUUCAAGAUUAAAGAUGCCAAAUGUCACUUGAGGCCUCGAAAUAAAGAGAAGCACAGAGACGCUGCCAAACAGAACCUGCAAGGAGGCCAGUUCCCCUGUACCGACGACUGUCAGGUGACUUUUGUCAACCUCAAGUGCGACUCAUCCAAGAAACGCCGACGGGGACGCAAAUCCCCCUCAAAGGAAGUUUCCCACAUCACAGCCGAGUUCGAGAUGGAGAUGAAGGAGGAAGAAGCCUCAGGUGGGAAUGACUCCUGCAAUGUGGAUUGCGUGCGAGAGAGGACGAAGCAGAAGCUGCAGAGUGCAAUGCGGACGCUUCGGAAGUCCAUCAACAAGCAACAGUUCUACAUCCAGUUUUCCGGAACUGAGUAUGAAGUGGCGCAGAAGCCAUCCAAAGCACUAGAGGGCGCUGAGGCUUGCAGCACAGGACAAGUGUUACGAGAUGGAAAGUGUGUGAGCUGUGGAGUGGGAACCUUCUACAGUGGAGAGCAGGAGCAGUGUGUCCAGUGUCCACCAAGCACCUACCAGGACAUGGUGGGUCAGCUGUCCUGUGAGCCGUGUCCGAGCACAGAGGGACAUGGAAUCGCUGGUGCCAAGAAUGUGUCUCAAUGUGGAGGUCAGUGUCCAGCCGGCCAUUUCUCCACCGACGGGUUCCGUCCCUGUCAGACAUGUCCCCUUGGCUCCUACCAACCAGAACCCGGGCGAGUCCUCUGCUUCCCCUGUGGGGGAGGGCUCAUGACCAAGUAUGAAGGGUCUGUAUCCUUCAGGGACUGUGAAGCCAAAGUCCAUUGUGCUCCUGGACAUUACUACAACUCCAGCACCCACCGCUGCAUACGCUGUCCAGCAGGAACCUACCAGUCUGAGUUUGGGCAGAACUACUGCAUCACCUGUCCCGGCAACACCACCACAGACUUCGACGGCGCCACCAACGUUUCCCACUGCAAAAAUCAAGUGUGUGGGGGGGAACUGGGAGAAUUCACCGGUUACAUCGAGUCUCCCAACUACCCAGGAGACUACCCCUCUAAUGUGGACUGUGUUUGGACCAUUAACCCGCCGCACAAGAGGCGGAUUUUGAUCGUAGUACCAGAAAUCUUCCUGCCGAUGGAGGAUGAAUGUGGAGACGUGCUGGUCAUGAGGAAGAGUGCUCUGCCAACGUCCAUCACCACCUACGAGACCUGUCAGACCUACGAGCGGCCGAUCGCCUUCACAUCUCGAUCUCGUAAACUCUGGAUCCAGUUCAAGUCAAAUGAGGCCAACAGUGGCAAAGGUUUCCAGGUUCCUUACGUCACCUAUGAUGAGGACUACCAGCAGCUCAUAGAGGACAUUGUCAGAGACGGUCGCCUCUACGCCUCAGAGAACCACCAGGAAAUACUGAAGGACAAGAAGCUUAUAAAGGCCCUCUUUGACGUGCUGGCCCACCCGCAGAACUACUUCAGGUACACAGCGCAAGAGUCCAAAGAGAUGUUCCCUCGCUCCUUCAUCAAGCUGCUGCGCUCCAAAGUCACAAGGUUCCUCCGGCCGUACAAAUAGACCUGCACCUGCCCCAAGGGAGACCCCUGUCACCUCUCCUGUCUUUCACCUGUCCGUCACUCUUCUCUCAUACCCUGCUUCUCCCAUGUUUGACCCAUAUUUUGCAUCAGAGCUCAGCAGGCUGUGUGUAUAUAUUGUUGCAAUGGAUAUGAUUGUGUAUAUACCAGACACUAAAUGUCCGUGUUGAUUUAUGGCCGGAACCGGAAUUGAGGUCUAACUAUUUUACUAGGUUUCAAGUCCAGUAUCAUAUCUAAAGUCUUGGGCUGUCAAAAGAUUGAAAAUUGAAUCUCAGUUAAUCGCACUAAAGCUGAGUUAACUUGCAAGUAAUGGCAAAUUCAUCACACAUCUUGUAUCUGUUGUAAAUGUAAAUGUGAAAUAAUCUCAGAGGCACUGAAAAAUUUAAAACAUGCUAAAACUUAAACACUGCGAACAUUAUUGGCCACUCUUGUGUUGAAUAACUUUUUGUUACGUUAAGAACAGAUACAGAAGUGCGAUUAAUUGUGAUGAAAUAUUUUAGUCUAUUGACAGACAGCCCUACGCAUGUUGUGACCUGACUCAUACUGGCCUUUAGAACUACGUCAUGGUUCUCUCUGAAACACAAACACACAUGCAAUGAGUGGAUUCAUGAGAAUAUGCAGCCACUCAUCCAUUUUUCUGCCUAGCAGAGGUUAAGUUACAGAGGCAGCUGCCAAAGUUGAACCCAAAAACCUCUCUCCUUCUGGAGGAGAAACAGUUCUACUUCCAGUCUCUUUUGGAUGACAGAGCUUCUGAUCUUCAGCCUGUGGAGAAAACAAAUUUUGUCUGCUUGUGUCUUUGUUCUUUCACUACCCAAAGAAGACACCAAAAUUUAAGCUCAAUAAAAUGCUUAUGACCAGAUGAAAAGUGGCGCAGAUCAUCUAGGUACCUAGAGCUAACAGAGCGACGCACUAUCGUGUGUCACUAUACAGAAAGUAAACAUGCGGGGCAAAAUCAAAGUACUGGUCAAACGUGUCUUCUGUCCCUUAACUCCCUACUCCUCUCCCCAAAUUUGCACCUUCUCUAACAUUUCACCCUUUACUCCCUUUUUUGUUUUUUUGCUCUGCUUUUUUUCCCUGUGUCAUCUUAUUUGGAUGUUUUGUGUGAUAUUUAUACUGAACAUGUCGGAGUGGACACGCGCUCAUGAACAUGGAGGAAGUCUUAAUGUAUACCGGCCUAAAAGUGUCCUGAAUUUGUGUAUUAUGACCCCCAGUGUGCACAGGGCAGAGACAGUGCACUUAAAAUACGACUUUAGUAGGCAAAUUCAAACGAUUGAACACCAGGAAGUUUCUUCCUUCUGGGUGGCAAGUCAUUGGAGCACAGGAGAAGGUAUGGAAUCACAAAGGCUGCAUUCUUAAGCAAUGAAAAGAUGUUUAACAAGCGAAGAUAAACUACCUGCAGGUAACAGAGUGUUACUUUAGAGAGAAAUGAAUGUGAUGUAACUAAUAUUUGGAACGUUAAUUGCACUUGAAUUUUAUAUUUUUUGAACUGUAGGAAACAAAGCUCUAAGUUAGACAUUUGUUGUUGUUGCGUGUUUUGAAUAUAGAGGCGGAAAACUGUAGUUGCUAGAAUCUUCACCCAAACUUCCAGAAACCCGACAAACUAAUGCACACAGUCACCCCAAACGUGUGUUCCCCUCUACUGUUCAUGGCUUCAUCUCUCAGCUUCUUGUAUGAAGGCACUUCAACUAUGACAUAAACAAACAUUGCACCAUCUCCAUGGUGUAUGUAUAUAAAGCUAUUCUUUUCCAACCCGACUCAAUGUAUCUGUGUCAUUCCCUUCUAGAAGGUCCUUCACCUCCAGGUGAUGAUGGACGCUAUAACUGCACAAUGUCACAGGAGUAGAAAACCACAGGUCAUGUGAUCGUAGCAUUGGUGAAUGUAGCAGUGGGACAUGGACCGAUUCCUGAGUGAUUGGAGCAUUAGCAACUUCAUUAUAAGCUGGUUUCCUCUUUGUCUAUGUUUAUUUCAUUUAAAAAAAAACAAAAGAAGAGGCGAGCCUGCCCUCCCCCUGACACAGACGUUGUCAUGUGACUUCCCGGCUUUGGUGUUUACCUUCUGGUCUUUGUGCUGGGCACAGAGCAGAUGAAGUUUUCCCAAAUGUUGAUGUAGAAAUUAUGAUCCAUUUGCAAUGAGAAGACCAAACCAGAGGUUGUUUUUCGGUUCAGCAGAUCCAAUUUUUCUGAUCGCUACUAAGUCAACUAUUUAAUCUGGAGCAGAAACAAAGUUGCUAGUUCCACAUAAAGCAAAGCCCAAGGUUUCUCUCAAGUUCAUUUACCUCAUGACCACAUGGAUCAAGCUAGCAGUGAUACACUCCAGGUGAGAGCCCUUAAUUCCACCCACCACUCGACCAUACACCAGGGACAAACCAGCUCUGCCAGGCAGAGGCUCCUUUAACUCCCACUGGCCCAGAUUUAUUGGGCUGGCUAUGAUUCGCCUGGUGAUGUCACUACUGUUACUGUUGCAGUAAUGGUGUAAUAUCAUGCAGCAUGUUGAUAGAGACACAGUGCGGACAGUGGAAUUUCUCUAGAGUACAACCUUAUAUUAGGUCUCCAACGUGGUUUUAUACUCUUGCUAUGAUGUUAUAUGCUUAGAUUGGACUGCUGUUAGAACCCUGGUUUGGUCUUGGAGGGCCGUGAUGUAUCCGCCCUGCUACCUUCAUGAUACUGUAUAAUAAAGUACUGCAGUAGAUUGUAGAUGAUCAAACCGAGAUGGACUCAAGUGUGUAAUUUAACCAGAUCACCGUUCUCAAUGGAUCACUGUAUCACCCUCCAAAAUAAAAGGUGUCGACUCGGCCACUUGUGUUUGAGGUGUGUGCUGUGUUUAAAAAAAAAGAAAUGCUCCUAAAUGUAUCUUUUUGUCCUUCUCCUGAGAAUGUAUUCUAUUGAUAUCAAGUGUGCAGAUGUGUGGUUGUGUUGGAUGAGUGUGUGAGGGAGGUGUGUGUUGUGCGCGACUGCCGGAUAGACCGGAGGACUGUGUAUGUGUGUACUUUAGUCCAUUUUUGUAGAGGAAUCAUUUUUGUGUUAGUUCUUUGUACCCAAAGAGAGCAAGUGUAACACGGUGUUGUGCCAUCAUUUGGUUCAUCAAACUCCAUUACUGAACAACUUAAAUAAAACCAG
This is a messenger RNA of Synchiropus splendidus (mandarinfish), 6296 nucleotides long. It is a transcript of the gene scube1, whose product is annotated as signal peptide, CUB domain, EGF-like 1. Bases 143 to 3163 code for a protein of 1006 amino acids. The record is from RefSeq and is a predicted model, not a curated record. NCBI's taxonomy places the organism in Eukaryota, Metazoa, Chordata, Actinopteri, Syngnathiformes, Callionymidae. Gene Ontology annotation, biological process: signal transduction. The transcript has 23 exons. Gene Ontology annotation, cellular component: cell surface. Gene Ontology annotation, molecular function: calcium ion binding.